Microplitis mediator is the source of this 1593-nucleotide messenger RNA. It is a transcript of the gene Catsup, whose product is annotated as protein catecholamines up. Gene Ontology annotation, cellular component: membrane. The record is from RefSeq and is a predicted model, not a curated record. Gene Ontology annotation, molecular function: zinc ion transmembrane transporter activity. NCBI's taxonomy places the organism in Eukaryota, Metazoa, Arthropoda, Insecta, Hymenoptera, Braconidae. Bases 328 to 1593 code for a protein of 421 amino acids. The transcript has 3 exons. Gene Ontology annotation, biological process: intracellular zinc ion homeostasis; zinc ion transmembrane transport.
CUAAACUAACCAACAACUGACGCCUACGAGGCGAAAUUGUAAAAUAUUUAUAAUUGGUUGAAAUUUUUCAGAAAUAGACACAUCGAAAUAAAUAAAAAUAAUUAUUUGUGGCGUUGGGGCUGAGUUUCAUUGGCUGGUGAUCACUGUCCACGUUUAACUUCGUGGAUUAAAAAUAAUAGUUCGGUAGUUCGUGAUGUUUCAAUACGGAUUUGUGAUAUAAAGUCUAGAAAAAUAAAAAAAAAAAGAUAAUCAACUGAGCAACAAUUAAAUAAAUGACAAGUAGAUUGAUAUUGAGAAUUUAAAUUAUAUAUUUUUUAAGAAGUGACAAUGAAAACUCUACCGAAGAGUGAUCAAGAUGCUUGGUGGUGGAGUAAAAAUUCUUUCUGGACAAAAUUAGCUCUAGGUUUAUUUGUAUUAAUUAUUUUACUGGACUUUCCUUUAAUGUGCCAAGGACAGCAUCAUCAUCACCACGAUCAUGAUCAUCAUCACCACGAUCAUGAUCAUCAUGACCAUGAUCAUGAUCAUGAUCACCAUCAUCAUGAACCAGCGAGUUUUAAAUAUUCACAGCAAGCUAAUGCGCAGUUUAAACCUCCAGCACAUGAUCAUCAUCACCAUCACCAUCAUGACCACAAACAUGAAGAUCCUAAACCAGCAACUGGUACAGAACCAGGUGAGAGCGUUAUGCUGAAUGCUAUUGGAUCAACUUUGUUGAUAUCAGCGGCUCCAUUUGUUGUACUGUUCUUUGUUCCUCUGGAUAACAGCAAAGAAAAGGAGUCAUUGUUAAAAAUUCUGCUGAGUUUUGCAUCUGGUGGUCUUCUGGGUGAUGCAUUUUUACAUUUAAUUCCUCAUGCGUUGACACCACACUCGCAUUCAGAUCAUGAGCACGAUCAUUCUCACGAUCAUGCUCAUGAACAUGAGCAUGAACAUGAACAUGGUCAUGGUCACAGCCAUGGCAAUGGAAUGGCAGUUGGUCUCUGUGUGCUGCUGGGUAUCAUAAUGUUUUUGGUGGUAGAAAAAAGUAUAAGAUUAAUAAAAGGCGGACAUUCUCAUUCGCACUCUCCCGCGGUUGACGCCACUGCUAAAAAGGACAAGAAAAAAGACGAUGAUGCUGAUGAAAAGACAAGCGAUCAAGCAGAUGAUGGCGACAUUAAAAUCGCUGGUUAUCUUAAUUUAGCUGCUGACUUCCUGCACAAUUUUACUGAUGGUCUAGCAAUCGGUGCCAGUUAUUUAGCUGGAAAAAAUAUAGGACACAUCACCACGCUGACUAUUUUACUACACGAAGUACCUCAUGAAAUAGGGGACUUUGCUAUUCUUGUACAAAGUGGUUGCAGUAAAAAGAAAGCGAUGAUGCUCCAAUUAAUAACAGCCUUGGGCGCUUUAUGCGGUACUUAUGUGUCUUUAUUAGCUGAAGGAAUGGGAGACGUAGCGACUGCUUGGAUUCUUCCAUUUACAGCUGGCGGAUUUAUUUAUAUCGCAACGGUGUCAGUAAUACCCGAAUUAUUAAUUGACACUAAAUUCUGGCAAUCAGUCAAGGAGAUAAUCGCUCUUUUAUUAGGUGUCUAUAUGAUGGUAUUAAUUGCUGCAUAUGAAUAA